Molecule: messenger RNA, 1148 nt
Organism: Wasmannia auropunctata (little fire ant)
Lineage: Eukaryota; Metazoa; Arthropoda; Insecta; Hymenoptera; Formicidae
Exons: 3
Coding region: 18-1148 (376 amino acids)
Biological process (GO): detection of chemical stimulus involved in sensory perception of smell; sensory perception of smell
Cellular component (GO): plasma membrane
Molecular function (GO): olfactory receptor activity; odorant binding
Source: RefSeq, a predicted model, not a curated record
GAUUGCAGGUGUAAACAAUGAUUGAUAAACGGUUACAAGCGUACCGCAUAUACCAGCGUUUUAUUCGAAUUAUGCUUACCAUCAGUGGUUGUUGGUAUAUGCCCACAAAAUCCGGUAAAACCACGUACUACUGGUCAAUUUAUUUAAUUUUGACAUUGAUUCUAUACUCGUCGGUAUGCUUGCACGCGAGCUACAUCCUUAGACAUAACAUGGCAGAUAUGAUGAAAUCCAUAGGCUUAGCAAUAUCUGCAUAUAGCGCCAUGCUCAAGAUAAUAACCUUCAUGAUCAAUCGCGGCUCUCUGAUAAAAUAUCACCGGAUACUGGAUGAUCUUUUCGAGGAGGAGCUUAUGCAGAAUGAAAAAAUUCGGACGAUAAUAUUAUCGCCCCUGCGUACAAUACAUACUCUGGCAUACACAUAUUUCAUAUUUCUGAUGGGGCUCGUUGUGGCAUAUUCUUCGCCGUCGUAUAUCGUCGCAAUCCGCGGUCUCUAUCACCAUCUUAUAGUUACAAACUAUAGUCUGCCAAUCAGCAGAAGAAUUGGAUACUUUUGGACCGUUCCCGACAACUAUUUGUGUCAUUUUUAUCUGGUGUUUGAGACGAGCCUAGGAUUAACAAGCACCAUCGUAGCGUGCAGCGUUGAUAACGUCUUUGGCUUUUAUGUUUAUCAAUUUAUCUCGACGAUGCGCGCCAUGACUUUCAGACUCACAAAUCCUCUGCCAACCGAGAAGUUUUCGGACCUACUGGGGAAAUGCGUGGCAAAACAUCAGAAGCUACUACGAUGCCGCGAUACGUUAGAGCACGUCUUUGGACACAUCGUGUUUUGGCAUGUUAUUUCUAAUGCCAUACUUGUUUGCGGGUUGAUGUAUGACGCAGUGCUAAGGGUCUUCGUCCAGUUCUGGACGAAGGGUCGACGCCCGAAUCUCGGGAUCGGCUGGAGCGGGAUGGUUACGAUCGACCGAAUCUUCGUGCGAUCCAGGGAGGCCUGCGAGAUCCUUUGCAGGACCUCCGCGAAGCGCUCUGAUGUCUCGGCGGGCCGGAAGGCCUUGACCGACGGACCCACGGAGAACGGUCGGGCGAUCGAGCACGCUUGGCGACUUCCACCGAUGGGAGCGGUGAUCGAUCGGGAGUCCGGGGAAGUUGAUUGGUAG